Portunus trituberculatus (swimming crab) is the source of this 4117-nucleotide messenger RNA. RefSeq lists its product as uncharacterized. Lineage: Eukaryota; Metazoa; Arthropoda; Malacostraca; Decapoda; Portunidae. Bases 657 to 1097 code for a protein of 146 amino acids. The transcript is spliced from 3 exons. The record is from RefSeq and is a predicted model, not a curated record.
AUUCUUUCAAGAUAGAAAACGUAAUGUGCAACAUAACUUGUUUGUUUUGGUCAGUGUACAAGCGUGAUCAGGUUGCUGAGACACACAUCACCAUUUAUCAGCACCAGCAACAAACAGUGCCCACGGAGGGAGGACGCGAGGGGGAUGCCGAGAGGGCGCCAACCAGGUGUCAGCUCGGCAGUGUUGGUGGAGCCGGGCACGGGAGGGCUGGCCGAGUGAGUUGGGGCGGGGCAUCGCCGCCGCCAUAUCGGGCACGCCAGCUUUCACUUACUCGUCUUCUUCUUGUGUACAUACUGUCUACUUCUUCAUGUGGGCUCCCACGCCCCACUGGUGCGUGUUCUGUCAGGAAAACUUACUCGGGAUGCUUGGCGGCGGCAGCAGGAGCAGCACCCAUGCAGGGUACCACGCGGCCAAAUUCCUCCGGCGUGAGAAGAAAGUACCACUACUGUUCUACCGCAUCUCUGCAACCACGGGGCUCUGAGCGUCCCGCAUGGUGUGACCAGCAAGGAUCGGCUGGGUCGCUAGAGGAGCUCCUUGUCACAUUGCCCUUGUGAUAAAGUGUUUGGGCAAGUUCGCUGGAAAUAUCCACUCGAGAAAUCAGUGCCGCUGGUCUGCAUGCUGUGUGGCCCCAGAGCACAGUGUCUGCAAGAAAGUGAAUGUCGGUGGCUGGGCACGAGUGCAGCAGUGGGUGGAGAGUAGCUAUUGAAGUGUGUCUGGAGUCCUCCUCCCUUGGUCGUGUGGUGUGGUGGGCCGCGGGCGGCACCGGUGUAGUGUUAGUGGUCAGUGAGAGGCGCCUCUCGGGAUUACAUCAAGCGCCCCUCCGUCCCUUCCUGGACUCCCUGGAUUACUCGACGCACCAGCAGGACGAUCGUGAGUGGGCUGGCGGCCUCAGGCUGGGCAGUGGAUGUAUAUUGUGCCGAGGACGAAGGGUGGCCCCUUCUGUCCUUAAGUCGUCCCGAUGGCUUUCGUCAAUGUUCAGACCAACGUCAGAGUUAACAGAGCCACCAGCACCACCGAGACUUCGGGGUGAGUAUAGUGAACGAGCUCCCAGGUGUGGCGACUCCCCUCCACCCUCAGCUCUGCGCGGGAGGCAGUGAGGCAGAGGGACGCCAGGCACAGUAAAACGGACAUGUAAAGGUGUACAGUACAUUCGCACCUGUCCUGUGGUGUCUUUCUUGAAGGGGAGCAGGUGUUGAUUUGUGCUGGGGGUGGGAGAGAGGAAGGAAAGGGGUGGUACUCUGACCUUGUGGUUGAUGGGGCGGUGGGGACGAUAGUGAAGGGGGGCAGGUGUACUGUAAGUCAUCGUGAAGGGAAGGGAAGAAGAGGCUAAGGUGGUACUGUACAGCCACACUCACCCCUCUUACACAGCCUUCCCUCCUUCUCUCUACACCCGCUUGGGGGAUUAAUGGCCCGGGGCUUUUCCGUAAUUGUCUCCCUUGUGGGGUGUCCCUGGCGCCAGUGUAAGGUCUAAUUGGGCGAUAAUUUUUCAGUAAGUGGAACACGUCAUACGAUGUUGGAGUAAUUGGGAGUCACUUUCCUUGAUGCCGGGUUUGCCUCAGCCUCAGUGUUUUACGGAGACCCCUUACUGUCCUCCGUGAUGACUGGUGACUGACGCAGAGAGAGAGAGAGAGAGAGAGAGAGAGAGAGAGAGAGAGAGAGAGAGAGAGAGAGAGAGAGAGGCUGUUGAAAAAUCUAAAGGGGAUAUAAGUAGUGAAGCACAUUCGUCAGCCAGACAACGUACUACACGUACUCAAUGUAUAUGUACUGUGCUCAUAAAUCCACUGGUCUUACGUCACUGUGUAUGGCUGUCACUUUCCUAUCUGAUGCUUCCCUGCGCCUCCCUCCACUGCCCCUCCCGCAUCCUUCAUAUACCUAAGUAGCUCGUAAUUUCACCGGCGCAAUGUUUCAAAUCGGAGUGAAGUAACAUUCAUAGCACUACUAUUUGCCAAGUAUAUAAAUAAUGACCCCCACUCAUCCUGUCGGUGUGCAUUCGAGUUAUCCUAGAUGUAUUGGAGUCUCGGUUACUCGAUCAAGCAGAGGGAGUCUCAGCGCGGUUCACUCACUCACGCAGGGGCGGCGGAGUGGGUGAGCUGAACGCUGCUUUCAUAAUGUCGCGUGAACCCUGAAAAAGAUAUCUAAUUCGCCGUACGCGUUCCCUGGUGUUAGUUUUAUCCACUAAGAAUGGUGCCCGGGAGUCCGUGGGAGGGAGGAAGGGAGGGCGAGGGUGAGGAAAGGAGGGGCACGGUGCCAAGUAUGCCACUCUCGGCCCGCUUUGUGCUGCCUCUGAUCUUCCUCUUACUACCACCGACCGGGCACUCCUCUACGCCCCGAUGUGACACUCGCACUGUCACUCCUCCGGUUAUUCUCAGUGUAAUCUACCUCCAUCUGAGCCUGCGCUGCCCUGCUGGUGAAUGCUGGCUGCCUCCCUCACUGUGGUCAGGAAGGAAAUGCACUUGAUUGUAUGAGAAAUGUAUCAAUGUGGGCUUAUUAACCAUAUUACCGAAUUUAUUUUAGCUUCUUUUAUUCCUGUGGGAAGACGAAAUACGAAGAAAUUUGUUUGAAAGUAAUAAAAGAGAAGAUCGAAUAGUAUCACAUCAAUUUAGGUGCUGGAUGGGAUGUGCCGCCUCUCUUGUCCGAGUGAAUGGCCAAUAUAAGGUUGGCAGCAUUACCCCUAAUCAAAGUUCCCCGCCAGACGUCACUCCUUACUUUCUCACUCUAAACCGAAGUGGACCAACUUUGCCAAUAUUCCUCCUUUCAGCGUACAUAAGAGGCGAGCCAAUCAUCUUGUUGUAGCGGAUCCACGCCAGAUAUUAUGGGGCUCCGCAGCCAGGGAGACAAUACUCCUACACCAACGCUUGACUUGCUACACUUGGCUGCCUCCCCGCGCCCGCCUCCGCCAGCUUAUUGUUUUCAGCUUAUUGGAUUUUUGCUGAUUCUGUUUUGUGGAAGUUCUGAUCUCGUCUUUUUUUUUUUGUGAUAAGUAUGUUUAGUAGUUCCAAUUACGGUUCUCCUCGUAUCUAGCGUGUCUAUAUCAGCGGCAAGUCCAUAGAACAGAAUAAGUUCAUUUUUACUCUCUUUUCUUUUUCUCCCUUAAAUCUCUGAAGUGAAUUUUUUUUGGGUUAUAACAAUAGUUGUGUUGCUCGUUAGUGUUGGUGCGUGCGUUUCAGUGCCUCGACCCUUGCCUCGCGCCUCCCCGCCCACCAGCAGCUGGCCCGGCGCCUGUCCUCGCGGGUGACGAACUGGCUAAGUUACUCUGUUGUGGCUCGUGUUGGCACCAGGCCGCCGCUGCCGCUACUGCCACUGCCGGUAUAUUCAUGUCUUCGGGAGAAAACUAGAACUCGGUGCUGCUGAAGCUGCUGGUAAUAAUAUAAUUAGCACGCUCGAGUCUCUAGGGAGAGGCGGAGCUUUUUCUAGCAAUUCACGGCACUAUAAUCUGUGGUUGUAUGACUCGAGCUUACGCGGAAUUGGCCUCACUUCGGAGUGCCGUACAGUGAACUACAAAGUCGAGAAUUCAUCUAAGCACGAUUUAUUUUCGUUACCAAACCUAAAUUAUUGUUGGAAUUAUAUGAAAUUAACUAUAUUCACACAAAUACUCAGGCAAACUAAUAACUUCAACUUUCUACCAUAUAAAUCAAUUCUCUCUCAGCUAUUCACCUCUCAUGGACUCCAUAAAAAAAGUACUGAGGGAAAACAAUGAAUACUAGUCACAGUCCGAGCACUUAAACCUUAAAAUGAGAUGAAAGCAAGAAAAAAUCUGAAUAAAAACCACUCUUGGCCACCACCGCCUCGUGAGGACAGUGAAUCGCAAACAGAGGGAGAGGAGAGAGGGAGAUGUGGUAGAUGGAAGGUGGCGGAAUAAUAGAAGGAACUGGGAGAAAUUGUAUACGUGAAGAGGUUUGAGAUAAGAACAUAAGAGCAUAAGAAAAUGAGAGAAGGUGCAUGAAAACAGUGAAUCGCAGAGAGGGAGCGGGGAGAGGGAGAUGUGGUGGGUAGAAGGUGGCGGAUUAAUAGAAGGAACUGGGGGAGAUUGUAUACGAGAAGAGGUUUGAGAUAAGAACGUAAGAAAAUGAGGGAAGCUGCAAGAGUCAGUCAGGCCUACACGUGGCAGUCAAUGUAU